Messenger RNA from Erinaceus europaeus (western European hedgehog), 1222 nucleotides. RefSeq names its product translocase of outer mitochondrial membrane 20 like (gene TOMM20L). NCBI's taxonomy places the organism in Eukaryota, Metazoa, Chordata, Mammalia, Eulipotyphla, Erinaceidae. Bases 563 to 1015 code for a protein of 150 amino acids. Gene Ontology annotation, molecular function: transmembrane protein transporter activity. Gene Ontology annotation, cellular component: mitochondrial outer membrane translocase complex; mitochondrial outer membrane. The record is from RefSeq and is a predicted model, not a curated record. The transcript has 5 exons. Gene Ontology annotation, biological process: tRNA import into mitochondrion; protein targeting; protein import into mitochondrial matrix.
UUCCUGCUCUGUAAGAGUUGGGCAGACGAACUCCCCACCCCACCCACCGCCAGGGGCCACAAUACUGUUUCCACAUCCCGGGCCCCGGGACGGAUGAGCCGAGGGGAUCCGGGGCUUUGAACUGCUGGGUCCUUCAGGUGACCAGGAGCCCGGUGGAGCAGAGGCCGGCAGGCGCCAAGCCCGUCGGGCAGCGAGCAGCGCACUCCCGGGGGCGCCGGCCGCCCCGUCCACCGGAUUCCCGGUCCUGUGAUUGGCCGUGAGCGGCUGCUGCGGGCGGGGAGUCGGGGGCUUUUUCGGGUAAGAGGUUCAGAAUUUGGAGUGCGACCGACCUGGAUUCGAACACAGCUCUGCUGCGCUGCGGCUGCGAGCCGGCCAUCCGCGGCCCCUCCACCCCUCGGCUCGUCCUCGGCCCGCGGGUCUCCGCGCUGCGCUGCGGCCGUCGACGCGGCUCCGGACGCGGGCGGGCGGCGCUCGGGACGCCCCGAGACGGGUGGGCGCCGCGCCGACGCCCUCUGCCGGCCGCCCGCGCUCAACGCUCGGCCCGUGGGACGCCCGCGGCCGGAUGCCCUGCGUCCGCGCCCUCCUCGGCCUCCUGGCGACCCUGGUGGCCGGCGGUGCCGUCGCCUUCCUCGUGUACUGCGUCUACUUUGACCACAGGCGACGCGGCGACCCAGCGUUCAAGCGCCGCCUGCGGGACAAAAGAAGAGCCCAGCAGCAAACGCCUGAGGGACGGGGCACCCAGUUAUGGGACACAGCAAGUUGUGAAAAAUUGCAAAAGCUUUUUCUGCAAGAGUUACAGUUGGGACAACUUUGUCUAUCUAGAGGAGAACACAGAAUGGUGGCUGAACAUUUUAGUUAUGCCCUUCUAGUGUGUGGACAACCACAAGAACUCCUGAAGGUUUUCAAACGCACACUUCCUCCCAAGGUAUUUGAGAUGCUGUUGCACACAAUUCCCAUUAUCUGCCAGAGAGAUAGAGGAGACCUCACAGCACCAGAGCUGCCUCCAGUGCCAUAGUAGCUAGCUUCCAUGUGAUGCUGGGGUUAGCAAGCAGACUACAUGCAUGGCAAGGCUCAACCUAGUGAAUUGUGCCUCAAGUUUAGCAGCAUUUUAAUCUUUGACUUUGCUUGUUCUUGCCUUGCCCUAAAAUAUGCCUGUUCCCCCAUGUUCCUUUGACUCUACUUCUACUUUCCAAUAGUAUGGCAAAACAUGAAACUCACUUUA